Aspergillus puulaauensis is the source of this 1725-nucleotide messenger RNA. RefSeq names its product sulfate adenylyltransferase (gene sC). The transcript is spliced from 6 exons. The coding region runs from base 1 to 1725 and encodes 574 amino acids. Gene Ontology annotation, cellular component: cytoplasm. The record is from RefSeq and is a predicted model, not a curated record. NCBI's taxonomy places the organism in Eukaryota, Fungi, Ascomycota, Eurotiomycetes, Eurotiales, Aspergillaceae. Gene Ontology annotation, biological process: sulfur amino acid metabolic process. Gene Ontology annotation, molecular function: sulfate adenylyltransferase (ATP) activity; adenylylsulfate kinase activity; ATP binding.
AUGGCCAACUCUCCCCACGGUGGUGUCCUGAAGGACCUCGUCGCCCGCGAUGCUCCCCGCCACGACCAGCUCGAGGCCGAGGCCGCAACCCUCCCCUCCAUUACCCUCUCCGAGCGCCAGCUGUGCGAUCUCGAAUUGAUCAUGAAUGGUGGCUUCAGUCCUCUUGAGGGUUUCUUGAACCAAAAGGACUACGAUGGUGUCGUCGCUGAAUCUCGUCUCGCCGAUGGCAACCUUUUUUCUAUGCCCAUCACUCUCGAUUCUUCCAAGGAAGCAAUUGACCAGGCAGGACUCAAGGCUGGAUCUCGUGUCACCCUGCGCGACCCUCGUGACGACCGUAAUCUCGCCAUUCUCACAAUUGACGACAUCUACCAGCCCGAUAAGGCGAAGGAAGCCAAGCUCGUCUUUGGUGGUGACCCAGAGCACCCCGCUGUCAAGUACCUGAACACCAAGGUUGAGGACUACUACAUCGGUGGAAAGCUUGAGGCGGUCAACAAGCUGAACCACUACGACUAUGUCGGCCUCCGCUACACUCCCGCGGAACUGCGUAUCCACUUUGACAAGCUCGGCUGGACCCGAGUUGUCGCUUUCCAGACUAGAAACCCUAUGCACAGAGCCCACCGUGAAUUGACCGUCCGUGCCGCUCGCGCCCGUCAGGCCAAUGUUCUCAUUCACCCCGUUGUUGGUCUCACCAAGCCCGGUGACAUUGACCACUUUACCCGUGUCCGCGCCUACCAGGCUCUUCUUCCCCGCUACCCCAACGGCAUGGCCGUCCUAGGUCUCCUUCCCCUCGCUAUGCGUAUGGGUGGUCCCCGUGAGGCUAUCUGGCACGCUAUCAUCCGUAAGAAUCACGGUGCCACCCACUUCAUUGUUGGUCGUGACCACGCCGGUCCUGGUAAGAACUCCAAGGGUGAGGAGUUCUACGGCCCUUACGAUGCCCAGCACGCCGUUGAGAAGUAUCGCGCCGAGCUUGGUAUCGAAGUCGUCGAGUUCCAGCAAGUCACCUAUCUCCCCGACACCGAUGAGUACAUGCCCCGCGACGAGGUCCCCGCUGGUACCAAGACCCUCGACAUCUCCGGAACUGAGCUCCGCAACCGUCUCCGCACCGGUGCCCACAUCCCGGAGUGGUUCUCUUACCCCGAGGUUGUCAAGAUUCUGCGCGAAUCUAGCCCUCCCCGUGCCCUUCAGGGUUUCACCAUUUUCCUUACUGGUUACAUGAACUCCGGAAAGGAUGCCAUCGCUCGUGCUCUCCAGGUCACUCUCAACCAGCAGGGUGGACGCUCCGUCACUCUUCUCCUUGGUGACACCGUCCGUCACGAGCUCUCCUCUGAGCUUGGCUUCAGCGCCGAGGACCGCCACACCAACAUCCAGCGCAUCGCAUUCGUUGCCGGUGAGCUGACCCGCGCUGGUGCCGCCGUCAUCGCCGCCCCCAUUGCUCCCUACGAGCACUCCCGAAAGGCCGCUCGUGAUGCCGUCCAGGGCACUGGCGGCUCUUUCUUCCUCGUCCACGUCAACACCCCCAUCGAGUACUGCGAGUCGACCGACAAGCGCGGUAUCUACGAGAAGGCCCGCCGCGGAGAGAUCAAGGGAUUCACCGGUGUCGAUGAUCCCUAUGAGACUCCCAACAACGCCGACCUUGUUGUCGACGUCUCCAAGCAGAGCGUUCGCUCCAUUGUGCACGAGAUUGUCCUCGUGCUCGAGAGUGAAGGUUACUUCGAGCGUCUGUAG